CUUCCUGACAGAGAGGAGCUGCUGUCUCGGCUGCUGGAGUGUCGUGUUGUGAUCUACAACAUCAGCCAGGAUCCUGAGCAGGUGGAGGAAGCUACCUGGGCGGUUACAGAGCUCCACAAUCAAAUAAGCGGUUUUUCUGGACCGAAGCUCUUCAUCCUGGUUUCGACAGUGAUGACCUGGGCCUCCAGCAAACCUUUAGAUCCRGACGAGCCGGAGCUCCCGUUCACCGACGAGAUCUUCUGGAGCAGAAGAGCUCAUCCCAGCUUCCUGCGGCACAUGGAGCUGGAGAGGACCGUGGUGAAGCUGGGCAAAACUAACCGAGCCCUGCUGUCCACRUACGUGGUGGCGUCAGGACUGCAGUACGGGAUGGGAGAGCAGAUCUUUCACUACUUCUUCAAGACAUCGUGGCUGGGACAGGACAGGACGAUCUCAGUGUUUGGAGACGGGCAGAACAUCGUUCCAACGAUCCACAUCAGUGACCUGGCCAGAGUUCUGCAGAACGUGAUCGAGCAUCAGCCUCGGCCGUAUUACCUGCUGGCUGUGGACUCGUCCAACAACAGCAUGGAGGAAAUCGUGAAGGCGAUCUCCUCGGCUCUGGGACCAAAAGAGAUCCAGAUGAGGCCAUUGGAGGACAUCUACCUCAUCCAGGACCUGAGUGAGGUGGAAAUGGAUUACCUGCAGGUGAACCUUCGGAUGGAGGCCGUCCACAUCAAGAAGCUGUUCUCCAGCAGCUGGCUGUGUGAGUCGGGUCUGGUGGACAACGUGGAGCUGGUGGUGGAGGAGUAUCGGCAGAACCGGGGGCUGCUGCCCCUCCGCCUCUGCGUCCUGGGUCCUCCUGCGGUCGGGAAGAGCACCGUGUCCCAACGGAUCUGUGAGCGCUACAAACUGCACCACAUCCGGCUGCAGGACGCCGUCUCUGAGGCUGUCGCUCGGCUGGAGGACUUGGUGAAGAAUUCUGACCCGGAUGUGGACGGGAACGCAGCAGAGGCCCAGGAUCUGCUCACCAAGCUGAAGCACACAGAGGACAACAAGCCUGAACUCAAUGUUUCCGAGGAGCAGAUGAAAGUGUUGAAGGAUAAGUUGAUGUCUAACCCCUGCAGAAACCAGGGCUUUGUUCUCGAUGGUUUCCCCUGCACGCAUGAACAGGCCAAAGAGUUGUUCAGCGAGGAAGAAUCACCUUCAGACAGCAGGAGGGUCUUCAUGCCAGAGCUGGUUCUGUGUCUGGACGCGGCCGACUGGUUCCUGAAGGAGCGAGCGAUGAACCUGCCGGAGCGCCUGGUGCAGGAGCUGCACUACGAGCCGGAGCGCUUCACCCGGAGGCUGGCUGCCUACAGAGAGCGCAGCGCAGAGGACGACUCCGUCAGCGACUACUUUGUGGACCGGGACGUGGCCCUCCUGCACCUGAAGGUCAGCAGCAGYGAGGAGCAGGACUGCUGGCUGAUGAUGCAACAGAUCUUCGACACGCUGGGCCCCCCCAGGACCUACGGCCCCAACACCUGGGAGGUGCAGGAGGAGCGGAGGAGGGAGACCGAGAAGAAGAUGAAGGAGGCCGAGGAGAGGGCCAGGGAGGAGCAGAGGGAGGCGGAGGAGGAGGCCAGGAGCAGGGCUGCACGCUGGGAGGAGUGGACUCUGUGUCUGCAGGAGGAGAGGCUGCGGGAGGAGCAGGAGAUGGAGGAGCAGUCGGGCCCGAUGAGGAGCUACCUGAUGGAGCACGUGAUGCCCACGCUGACCCGGGGUCUGAUCGAGUGCUACAGACGUCAGCCAGAGAACCCCGUGGAGUUCUUGGCAGAGUUCCUGUUCAAGAACAGCCCCUACGAGUUCCCAAAGUAGACUCUUCAGCUCUCCUGUGCGCCGGCCACCACUUGAAACACAUCCCGUGAAAGCGUGCACRAGGCAGGAAGCUCAUUAGGAACGUUAAUUUGUUUAAUGAAGGCCGCAGCAGACCCGCUCYGCUCAUAACCGCUCAGAUUCGACUGCAGGUUUCCAGGAAGGUUGAAAUGUUUGGAAAUCGCAGCUAAUUUCGCGGCUCUCUGGAGUUCCCAUUCGCAGCUCCAAAGUGUUCAUAAUUAGCUGCAGCAGAAUCGCAAAUAAAACAAUUUUGCYGUUCGUAAUCACCAGGCAGGGAAAUUAUCUGAGUUUCCUCGUGAAACAUUGAGACAAAUGUGUCAUAAAGUUAUAUUCUGUAAUAAACAUGUUGACACGAUGUUCUUCCA
Messenger RNA from Austrofundulus limnaeus, 2213 nucleotides. It is a transcript of the gene ak7b, whose product is annotated as adenylate kinase 7b. The record is from RefSeq and is a predicted model, not a curated record. Lineage: Eukaryota; Metazoa; Chordata; Actinopteri; Cyprinodontiformes; Rivulidae. Gene Ontology annotation, biological process: nucleobase-containing compound metabolic process. Gene Ontology annotation, molecular function: nucleobase-containing compound kinase activity; ATP binding.